AUGCGCCUGAGACACAUCGAAGUUUUCAACGCCGUCAUGCAGACCGGCAGCGUGAGCGCUGCUGCCCGCAUGAUCAAUGUGACGCAGCCGGCGGUGAGCCGGACCUUGCAACAUGCCGAGCUGCAGCUGGGGUUCCAGUUGUUCCAGAGGGUCGGCGGACGGCUCAAACCCACGGUCGAGGCGCAGACCCUGUACCCGCACAUCGAACGCCUGUUUGCUCAGCUCGACGAGGUGCAGCGCCUGUCGGCCAGCCUCAAGGCCGGGCGGGGCAAGGGCGAGUUGCGGGUGCUCACCGUGCUGGCGCUGAGCUACGAAGUGUUUCCGCUCGCCAUGCGCCUGUUCCGCGAGAAGCACCCCGCCGUGAUGGUUCACCACGAGGCCUUGCACUCACCGCAGAUCGUCUCCAGCCUGGUGUUGCAGGAGGCCGACGUGGGCUACGUGUUCAACGCGGUCACGCACCCGGCACUGGCGCAGGAGCGUCUGGCCGAGCGUCGCGUGGAGUGUGUGGUGCCCAAGGGCCUUGUGAACGCGAAGCAGCGGGCGCGGGGCUCAACGAAGUGA
Molecule: messenger RNA, 561 nt
Organism: Elaeis guineensis (African oil palm)
Lineage: Eukaryota; Viridiplantae; Streptophyta; Magnoliopsida; Arecales; Arecaceae
Source: RefSeq, a predicted model, not a curated record